This is a messenger RNA of Piliocolobus tephrosceles (Ugandan red Colobus), 3625 nucleotides long. It is a transcript of the gene TMEFF2, whose product is annotated as transmembrane protein with EGF like and two follistatin like domains 2. Bases 1188 to 2228 code for a protein of 346 amino acids. Gene Ontology annotation, molecular function: protein binding. The record is from RefSeq and is a predicted model, not a curated record. NCBI's taxonomy places the organism in Eukaryota, Metazoa, Chordata, Mammalia, Primates, Cercopithecidae. The transcript has 10 exons.
AAACCUGCGGCCGCUCGGGCUGGGUCGGAGCUGCAGGGGGCCUGGGAGGAGAGAGGGGAGAAGAGAGAAGGAAGGAGAGCACCUGCCGGGAUGGCUGAGCUGGCUCGGCGAGCAGCCUUGGGGUUGCAGGCUCUUGUGGAAGAUGCUGCUGCUGCUUCCAGGCCGGCCAGAGCGGUUCUAACACCAUCGCCUCUCACCCUCUCCUCCCUGCGAAUCCCUAGAGAAACGUUCCUGGCCUUUCCGCCGCGACAUUCUCAGCCUGCAUCCCCCUACAGCCCAGGCAGCGCGCUCCCGCACGCUGGAGCACCGGGCGCCAACAGGACGCCCUCUCCCGCGCCGGCUCGCCCCUCUCUGCCCUGUUGCUGCUGCUCCUAUGACACCUCCGCCCCCACCAUCUCCAGCUCGGAGAGACGCCUCCCAGCCGCGGCCGGCGCUCGCUGCCCCGGGUCACGCGCGGAAGAGGGGCGCUAGUCCGCACCCCGCCCUCGGUAGGGGGCGUCCUGGAGCGGAGAGUGAGGCGAGUGGUAUAUGAGUAUGCGGGUAGCCCACCCUGAAGCCCAAGCUUCUCACUUGAGCCAGCCCCGCCUAGCCCCACUCGAUCCGGCGGCUGCCGAGCGAGCCCAUCUGUGGCUUCCGCGGCCGCCGCCUCCUUGCAUCCUUGCACCUCCUCGUCGACCCCUCCCUCCCGGGACCUGCAUCCUGCUCCACCAAUCAGAGUCCGACUGCCUCUUCCCACGUGACCCCGGGCGGGCUGAGGACCUGCUGCUUCCCAAACGCCAGAGGGAUGCGGGCGGCAGAGCUUGAUAGGCGGCUGCCGGGCUGCGGGGCGCCUUGACUCUCCCUCCACCCUGCCUCCUCGGGCUCCGCUCCUCUGCCCCGGACUCCCGUCUCCUCCUGUCCCCCCGCUUCCCAGAGUUCCCUCCUUAUGGCAGCAGCUUCCCGCGUCUCCGGCGCAGCUUCUCAGCGGACGACCGUCUCGCUCCCGGGGCUGAGCCCAGUCCCUGGAUGUUGCUGAAACUCUCGAGAUCAUGCGCGGGUUUGGCUGCUGCUUCCCCGCCGGGUGCCACUGCCACCGCCGCCGCCUCUGCUGCCGCCGUCCGCGGGAUGCUCAGUAGUCCGCUGCCCGGCCCCCGCGAUCCUGUGUUCCUCGGAAGCCGUUUGCUGCUGCAGAGUUGCGCGAACUAGUCAUGGUGCUGUGGGAGUCCCCGCGGCAGUGCAGCAGCUGGACACUUUGCGAGGGCUUUUGCUGGCUGCUGCUGCUGCCCGUCAUGCUACUCAUCGUAGCCCGCCCGGUGAAGCUCGCUGCUUUCCCUACCUCCUUAAGUGACUGCCAAACACCCACCGGCUGGAAUUGCUCUGGUUAUGAUGACAGAGAAAAUGAUCUCUUCCUCUGUGACACCAACACCUGUAAAUUUGAUGGGGAAUGUUUAAGAAUUGGAGACACUGUGACUUGCGUCUGUCAGUUCAAGUGCAACAAUGACUAUGUGCCUGUGUGUGGCUCCAAUGGGGAGAGCUACCAGAAUGAGUGUUACCUGCGACAGGCUGCAUGCAAACAGCAGAGUGAGAUACUUGUGGUGUCAGAAGGAUCAUGUGCCACAGAUGCAGGAUCAGGAUCUGGAGAUGGAGUCCAUGAAGGCUCUGGAGAAACUAGUCAAAAGGAGACAUCCACCUGUGAUAUUUGCCAGUUUGGUGCAGAAUGUGAUGAAGAUGCCGAGGAUGUCUGGUGUGUGUGUAAUAUUGACUGUUCUCAAACCAACUUCAAUCCCCUCUGCGCUUCUGAUGGGAAAUCUUAUGAUAAUGCAUGUCAAAUCAAAGAAGCAUCGUGUCAGAAACAGGAGAAAAUUGAAGUCAUGUCUUUGGGUCGAUGUCAAGAUAAUACAACUACAACUACUAAGUCUGAAGAUGGGCAUUACGCAAGAACAGAUUAUGCAGAGAAUGCUAACAAAUUAGAAGAAAGUGCCAGAGAACACCACAUACCUUGUCCGGAACAUUACAAUGGCUUCUGCAUGCAUGGGAAGUGUGAGCAUUCUGUCAAUAUGCAGGAGCCAUCUUGCAGGUGUGAUGCUGGUUAUACUGGACAACACUGUGAAAAAAAGGACUACAGUGUUCUAUACGUUGUUCCCGGUCCUGUACGAUUUCAGUAUGUCUUAAUCGCAGCUGUGAUUGGAACGAUUCAGAUUGCUGUCAUCUGUGUGGUGGUCCUCUGCAUCACAAGGACCAAACUUUAGAUAAUAGCAUUGGACUAAGAUUUGUAAACUUUCCAACCUUCUAGGAAAUGCCCCAGAAGCAACAGAAUUCACAGACAGAAGCAAAAUACAGGGCACUACAGUUCAGACAACACAACAAGAGCAUCCACGAGGUUAAUCUAAAGGGAGCAUGUUUCACAGUGGCUGGACUACCGAGAGCUUGGACUACACAAUACAGUAUUAUAGACAAAAGAAUAAGACAAGAGAUCUACACAUGUUGCCUUGCAUUUGUGGUAAUCUACACCAAUGAAAACAUGUACUACAGCUAUAUUUGAUUAUGUAUGGAUAUAUUUGAAAUAGUAUACAUUGUCUUGAUGUUUUUUCUGUAAUGUAAAUAAACUAUUUAUAUCACACAAUAUAGUUUUUUCUUUCCCAUGUAUUUGUUAUAUAUAAUAAAUACUCAGUGAUGAGAAAAAAUUGGCAUUCUUAAAUUUGCGGUAUCUCAUAACUGUAAACAUAAUCAGACUAGUACAAUCUGUACAGCUACCAAUAUUUCAUGUUUCUUCUCAUCUUGAGACAGCACAUUAGUUUGUACAGGACUCAGUGGCUAGGUUUUGAGUGAUUCCAAGAUCAAGGGAAAUGAUGGUUAUUGGAAAAGAGAAAAAAUAAUUUACUUUAUAUCGAGUGAGGAUAAAAUAUUUCAGAUCUUUGAAUCAUCUCUAUUUCAUCAACUUUCUUCCCUGGCCUUCCAUUUUCAUCCCUAGAGCAGAAAGAUCUCUGGCAUAUAAACUAAAUAAAAGAAGAAGGGGAAGGAAAGUGUUUUAUAACUCAUAAAGGAGAGGGAAAGAAGAUAUUGGUUUUUAUUGGGGAAGUAGCUUAGAAUCCCCCAGUUAAGUGCAUGUACCUGAAGGAUACUGAACAAGUUACAUACUAGGUAUACACAGAGUGGCAAAAUAUAUUCCAUUUAGGGGGGUGGAAUUACCAGGGGAAAAACGUAAUAAUACCAUUAAAUGUGAAACACCAAAGUCGUGAUUUCUCAAGAGCACCAUACUAUAUUUAUAGUAUAUAGCUCUUUGAAAAGAAGUUAGAAUCACAACCAAUACCCUAUGAAUAGUUUUAUGGCUAAUGCAGCACCGUAAUUUGUAAGGGAUGAUGACAAUAUUUCAUGAAAACAGAGAUAUGUUAUGAGCAUAUAUAUAUGGUGAGGUAAGAAAGAAAAUUAAUCCUAUAGCAUCUGAAAGACCUCACUGGGAAGUUGGUAUGGAUUUUUGUUUGAUUUGUGCAUACAAAUAGGUAUCACAACUUGGUUUGGAAAAACUAAGCUGUGAAAAGUCUCAAGGAAUAAGAUGAAAAUAAAUCAAUUAUUAUCAUUUAGCUCUGCAAAGCUUUCCAUGGCUAACACAGUAAAUUUAAAUAAAGCUCUCUUUGUCUCCUUCAAA